CGAAAAAAUCAAAUUUGGAAUCAAAAGAACUUGGUUUUCUGUAUUUCAACGAAUCCAUUCCGCAGUUAUUUCCCGUGUGCAGUUCGAGGAGACAUGGCACCAUCUUCGGUGAUAACGCCCAUCAUACGUCAUCCCUGGCCAAGCUCUGAUCCCGCAAGCCGGAGAUCUGGAUCAGUAGAUAGAAGUCGGUGCUUUUGAGUGAAACAGUCACUACAUUGCUCUCCAUACGCAUUUCGCAGGGGUGCGACAUUCCACUUUUAUCGACUCCCUGGGUGACAUAGAAUCCGAAGUCAAGAUUCAAGAUGGUUGUUGAAAAAUACGCCAACGCUGAGCCCGAGCUCAAGCAGGAGUUGAAGGCGAUUGCGGAAAAAAUCGUUUCCACCGGCAAGGGUAUACUGGCCGUGGAUGAAUCGCCUAACGAUAUGGGCGAACGUCUACGAGAUGUGAAUGUUGAAAACACCGAAGAAAAUCGCAGAGCUUGGCGCCAGCUCCUUUUCACCGCCAAUAAGGACGUAAUUAGCCAGCACAUCUCGGGGGUGAUUCUCUACCACGAGACACUCUAUCAAAAUGCCGACGACGGUACCCCGUUCGUAGAGCUUCUUCGUCAGCGCGACAUCAUCCCCGGCAUCAAGGUCGACACGGGCCUCGUUCCUCUGUUCGGCACCACAGGCGAACACACGGCCCAAGGCCUUGACGACCUCCAGGCACGCUGCAUCCAGUACAAGAAGGACGGAUGCGACUUUGCCAAGUGGCGUUGCGCGUUCAAGAUCACAAAGGACACCCCCAGCAAACUAUCAAUUCUGGAGAACGCGAACGUACUCGCACGCUACGCGAGCAUCUGCCAGAGCGCACGUAUCGUUCCCAUUGUCGAGCCGGAUAUCCUUUCCGACGGCGACCACGAUCUCACCCAAUGUCAACAGGUCACGGAAGAAGUACUAGCCGCUGUGUACAAGGCCCUCUCAGACCACCACGUUUACCUCGAGGGAACACUUCUAAAACCUAACAUGGUAACCCCAGGGCAAAGCUGCCCGAAGAAAGCUUCGCCCCAGGAGAUCGCUGCGGCGACUGUAACAGCUUUUCAGCGUACAGUACCGGUAGCAGUUCCCGGCAUCGCAUUCCUCAGCGGCGGACAAUCCGAGGAGGAUGCUUCGGUGAACCUUGACGCCAUAAACAAGUACCCUGGUAAAAAACCCUGGACUCUGACCUUCAGCUAUGGACGUGCUCUUCAAGCUUCCGCCCGUAGUGCUUGGAGUGGCGAUCCCAAUCAGAUCGCGGCUGGACAGGAGGAACUCGUGAAGAGAGUCAAGGCAAACGGUGCGGCUUGUCAAGGCAAGUACCUUGCUGGUAGUGUUUCUAGCGAGGCUGCCAGAGCAUCGAACUUUAUCGAAGGUCGUGUGUAUUAAGUAUUGUGCACUUCUCCCAUUUCUGAAAAGCACAGUAAGUAGCUACUUCGUUCCAAACAACAAGUUUCGAAGUGUUGUGCCUGAUUGUCAGAAAUGUGGCAACACUGAAAACCGCGGUGAUUGAAGAGAAAGAAAAACCAAACUAAUCAGAAGUAAAAGAAGAAAACCACGAACGUCACGCAAUGCUUUGUGAAUAAUCUUUACUGUAAAUAACUCUGAAUAAAUAAGUUAUGAUCGAA
Molecule: messenger RNA, 1642 nt
Organism: Neodiprion fabricii
Lineage: Eukaryota; Metazoa; Arthropoda; Insecta; Hymenoptera; Diprionidae
Product: fructose-bisphosphate aldolase-like
Exons: 6
Coding region: 303-1403 (366 amino acids)
Biological process (GO): fructose 1,6-bisphosphate metabolic process; glycolytic process
Cellular component (GO): cytosol
Molecular function (GO): fructose-bisphosphate aldolase activity
Source: RefSeq, a predicted model, not a curated record